GCAACGACAGCAGAGGAGGCAGACCCCUGGCUGCAGGGGGACCCGUGGAGCGACGCGGCUGGGAACAACCAUGCCGGCUGGUGGAAUUCGUGGAGAGAAUGGUGGGGCUCAGCCAGCUGGUGGACCGGCUCGCAGGUGAAUGAGUAUGCAGACCACUGGUGGACCAGCUCACCGGCGAACGAGCGCGAGGUCUGGGUCACCAUCCAGAGGCCGCGGCAGCCGCCGCUCCCCCACGGGCUGAUGCGCGGAGCGGCCGGGAGCGAUCCCGCCACGGCGCAGGCCCCUCCGUCAGCACCUGCGCCGGCGACGCCGCCGGCACGGCCGCCCGCGGUGACGAUGGCCCCAGCGCAGCCGACCCAGCCACUCGCAGCAGCAGCGACGGAGCUGACGGUCGAGGCGACGCAGGUUCCGCCACCGCCACGACCGUGGGCACCCACUGACGGAGGAUCGACGUCCACGUGGCGCCCGUCAGACACACAGGGCCCUCAGCCGUGGGGAGGCUUCGAGCAUCUCGAGACCUACGUAGUGGCCCUGCGGCGAUGGAGCAGAAGGACGGGCCUGCCGGCAGAGCAGCAGGCGGGCAAGGUCAUCGACGGCUUGCCCGUGGACAUGCAGGAGAGGCUCCUGCACUACGCGGAGGAGCUCGACGCCCCCGGCGGCAUCGAGGUCCUCAUCGACUUCCUGAAGAGGUGCCGGGGCGACCAGGACGGCGACGAGGCCAAGGAGAGCUUCAGGCUGGCACUGGAAGACACCGAGAUGAGAGCGGGGGAGUCGUACACCCAGUACGUGAUGCGCCGGGACCUGCAGGUGAAGUCGGCGAAGAGGUACGGGCUCGAGCUCCCAGAGCAGGUCCAGGUGCAGCAGCUGAGGAGUGGAGCGAACCUGAGUGAACAGAAUGCGAUCAACCUGCUCUCGAUCACCCAGGGACGUGAGGAUCUGGAGUCGAUCAAGCAGGGCUUGAAGAAGAUGGACGUGAAAAAGAAGAGCAGCCAGAAAAAGUCGAGGGUGUACGCGGUCGGACACGACGAGGACGAGGAAGACGAGGAGGCGUUCGGCAGCAGCGAGGUCUACCUCGAGCUGGAGGAGGACCUCAUCCUGGACACCGAGGACGCGCUGGCCUUCUACGAGGCGAUCGCCAACCAGGAGUUGGACGAGGACCAGGCGGCGGCCGUCCUGGCCGCGGUGCUGGACGAGAAGAGAACCAAGGAGGGCCGGCCUCGGAAGUGGGCAGAGUCGCGAGAGCUGAAGAAGGCCAUUGCCCGGGACCGCGACUUCUUCGACUCCAAGAGAGCCGGAGGCCGGGCGGCGCCACGCCCGCCAGCGGGCAAGCAGCGCCUCAGCAUCGCCCACCUCAAGGAGAGGACGCGGUGCGCCAACUGCGGUCAGAAGGGGCACUGGCGCAAGGAGUGCACCAAUCCGUACAAGCCGAAGCAGAUCGAGCAGCGGCCCAAGAAGGAGCUCGGGGGGAAGUCGCUCUACGUGGCGGCGGACUUGCUGGACGAGGGCGACGGCACCUUCCUCGUCGGAGGGCCUCGGAUUCGGGAGCUGUUUCGGAACGUGCUGAUCGGCGAGUCCUGCGAUCGAGGCCAGGUGGGCCACGGACGAGUGCUAGCCGACCAGCCUCUGCGAGGCCAGGUGGGACUCGCGGGGGAACGAGGCGAUCCCGACGGCGGAGAACUGGGGCCAGGUGGGCCUCGUUCGAGGUCCGAGGGAGCAGCCCCCGAUGACAGAGAGCUGGGGCCAGGUGGGCCUCGUUCGAAGUCAGAGGAGGCGAUCCUCGGCACGUUCAUCCUGGACAUCGAGGGCGACGAGCCGGAGGGCAUGGUGGACACGGCGGCCGGGCAGGCGCUGGUGGGCGAGAAGCAGCUGAAGGUAUUGCAAGAGAAGUACUACAAGAAGGGCUGGCGAAUCCCGGUGAGAAAGACCGACGGCAACAGCAGCGCCAAGGGGAUCGGCGGCCGCUCCAGGGUCGUCGGGGAAGCGAUGGUGCCGGUGACCAGUGCGGGGAUCCGGUGCCUCAUCCUCUUCAGAGUGAUCGCGGAGGACGUCCCCCUCCUCCUGCCCGUGCGCUGGAUGGAGAGCCUGGGGGCCGUCGUGAACCUGGCCGAGGACAAGAUCACGCUGCGCUUCGAGGGGCUCGACCGCACCGUCAAGCUCACGAGGCAGAGGUCCGGCCAUCGCACCAUGGCGCUGCUGGACGAGAGCCUCCCGGGGGACUUCGACAUUCCUGAGGGGGCCCGGCGCGACUGGCCGGGCCUCGAGAAUGACACGUUUCGAGUGUACAGGAGAAGCUCCAGUCUGAAGCGAGAGGGGGGCUCGAGGAAGAAUUCAGCACCAGGGACUCCCCGGCCGACAGUCACCUUCUCGGAGCCGAUGGACACCAGCUGGGAGAGGCUGCCGGGGUCCGACCUGGAGUCCGAGGGGAGCGAACAGUCAUCCCCGCCGCUGCAGGACGGCGCGGCAUCGACCCGUCCCACACCUCCGUCGCCGCCCCAGCCGACGUCAAGGCCCCACAUCGGCCUCCAGACGAGCUCCCUGAGGAAGGCCUGGAAGCGGAUGACGGUCAAGCUGAUGCACGUGGCCGACGUGGGACAGGCGACCAAGAUGAUCCAGGAGAUGCGCGACGAGGCGACCGGGAAGAUGAACGCUCUGGAGUGCCCUCAUCCACCCUGGGCCCACUGGGAGUCAGGCAACCAGCACAUGCGCUACGUCAAGUGCCUGAGGUGCUCGAGCAUGAUCUGGAGAAGGGACCUCACGCACCGCGAGAAGCAGGCCCAGCAGCUCAAGAAGGUCGAGAGGGAGGCCCGGCGGGCGGCGAGGACCAAGCAGCUGGAGACGCCGCCUUGGGAGCCGCCGAAGGUCGAGGGUCGCAGCAAGGAGGGCGUCAAGAGGGCGGCCAGGGCUACUCCAGCGGCGUCGUCCGGUUCGGCCGACACGACGGUAGAGACGAGCAGCUCCGACCUCAACCAGAUGAUGAAGGCGAUCCAGACCAACAGCGAGGUGGUAUCGCAGCUGGCGCUGGCGAUCCAGCAGCUCGUGCAGAAGGGGACCUGA
Molecule: messenger RNA, 3054 nt
Organism: Prorocentrum cordatum
Lineage: Eukaryota; Dinophyceae; Prorocentrales; Prorocentraceae
Source: the annotation of a GenBank genome assembly